UGUUGUCAGUACUUCUGUUUCUCAUCUAAUCAUCAUGUCUGACGAUGCUCUGGUUCUUAGCUAUUACGACAGUGUUCUACGCCAAUCAGAUGUCUUGCUACUGGAACCACCUCACUGGAUCAAUGACCGCUUGAUUGGGUUUGUGUUUGAGUACGAGAGUAGACGAUACGAUUAUGCCGCAUUCGUAGCUGCCGAUGUGGCUCAAUUUAUCAAACUCAGUUCCCCAAAUGACGUCACUGAGUUUAUGGCUCCACUCGAGUUGAGUUCAAAAGAAGUCGUGUUGAUACCUGUGAAUGACAACGAUGAUGCUGAAAGAAGUGGUGGAGUUCACUGGAGUUUGCUGUCUUUCAUUAGAAAGACCAACUCAUUUUGUCACUAUGAUUCACUUUUGAAACUUAAUACAGAACAAGCUCAACGAAUUGCAGACAAACUUAGGUUUUGUUUGUUGCCAGAUAAGCCCCCCUCGUUUCAGGAUGUCGACUGUCCUCAGCAAACGAAUAGUUAUGAUUGUGGAAUGUAUACUAUUUGUUUCGUAUAUUAUGUUCUACAUCAUGUACUAGAGGGUAACGAAAAGAGCCUGAAAGAGGUUGUGAGACCUGAGACAGUCGCACUGAAAAGAAAGGAGUUAAAGGAACUAAUUUCGGAAAUAUCUUUACAAUAUUGUAAACAGUAG
Messenger RNA from Corticium candelabrum, 673 nucleotides. Its product is annotated as sentrin-specific protease 8-like. Gene Ontology annotation, molecular function: deNEDDylase activity; cysteine-type peptidase activity. Bases 35 to 673 code for a protein of 212 amino acids. Gene Ontology annotation, biological process: proteolysis; protein deneddylation. The transcript has a single exon. The record is from RefSeq and is a predicted model, not a curated record. Lineage: Eukaryota; Metazoa; Porifera; Homoscleromorpha; Homosclerophorida; Plakinidae.